UCACCCACGUCAAAUUCGUUUAUUAUUGUAUCGCUUGCAUGUCCUGUGCUGCGAAAAAACACUGAAAAUAACAACAUUAACUGCGAAAACUACACAAAACAUGGCAUCAACAUCAGCAUCCACAUCAAGCCAACCUUCAUCAUACCCAGACGCCAUAAAAAACUGGACACAAUUAGAAAAAUACCACCUAAUGCUAGCAUUGAAAUCGUGGCAUCGAAACGACAUUGAAAAGAUUCAAGAACUCAUUGUAACUAAAACUGUCGAAGAAACGAGAGCUGCAGUGGAAUACUACACUCAAAUAGCGUCCCAACACCCCGCUUUACUGCAAAAAGAGCAAGAAAUUAAGCCAAAACUAAGCCGCAAACCUACAACACCAUUAAAUCGAUGGGCGAAGUUAUUGACUGAUAAUUUGAAUUUAGAAGACCUACGCACAGAAACAGCGACUGCAGUACGCAUGGUAGCGGACCUGGAGAACAUACCACCAGCAGUUUGCACAGAUAACAUAGAUUUUCGUGAAAUUUACCGCCAAAUUGCGAACGCUAUGGAAGGAAAACCAAUCAUUCUCGAUGUGGCCAGUUCUUCAGUGUUUCACAAAUGUGUUCUAGAAACAGCGUUAUCAAGUAAGGCCUUUAUAAAGACUGCGGCGUUUAAAUACAUUAUUAAUAAUAUAGAUUUGUCUGAUAAAGAGAUAAAUACGUUUCCGAGGCCUACGGAGAAGCAUGAGCUUGGUAUCUUAAGACAUUUGGCGUCACAAAGGGCAUACAAUCCAUUGAAUGUUCCGGAAGAAAACUUGAAGCCGUCCUGUGAGAGUGCGCUUAAUGAACAUAAAAUGCCGUUGGACCCGCAGUAAGAUGAUUAAGUUAAUUAAAACUAGUUUCUGCUAGUGGCUUCGCCCGCAUUCAUAUUAAAAGUAGCCUAUGUGUUAUUACAGACCAUAAUCUACCCCUGUUUCAAAUUUCAUUUUUGAAACCUUAAGCUGUUUUGAUGUGAAAGAGUAGCAAAUGAUAUAUUAUAUUUAUUAUUGCAUAUUGAUUACAAGAUAACACUUUUACAUGUCAAUCUCUAAAAUAACUAGAUGAGACUAUUUUCUAUCGGACUACUCUGAGAAGAAAUACUGAAACUGUGAUGUGUAUGUGAACUUGUAUGUGUGUAAACACUUCCAUGACACAGGAGAAAAUCCUAGUCAGGAGCAAAAUUUUUUUAAAACAAAAUAAACUUACUAUUGUGGCUUACUCCCCUUAUGUAUAAGAGGCUCAUAGUCCAGCAGUGGACUGUCUCAGGCGGUAGAUAUGUAGUAAAAACAAUUUCCUAUUAAUAUCUAGUAGAUACUAAAUAAUCACCUGUAGAUUUGCUUACUAAAGAUACAAUUUUAAUAUAAUAUAUUUUGUAUAGCAAAAUUUUUGAGUAAAACCUAAGGAUAAAACACUUAAAUAUAAGAUUUACUGUAUAGAUAAUAAGGUAUUAUUUUGCCUACCUCAAGUAAGAAAUUAGGACAUGGGACUUAACUAUAAUACAAUUGGUGAAAAGUGGGCUUUCCCACCAGAGAUGUGCUAUGUAGCUAUGCUAUAACUGCCUUGUUGGCCAAGUGGUUGCAAGUGCGACUGCCGGGCAAGGGGUCUUGGGUUCGAUUCUCGGGUCGGGCAAAGCAUUGCUGGGCUUUUUUCGGUUUUUCGAAAAUUUCUCAGUAGUAGCACGGAGUCUGGAAAUGUGUCCAGUAUAUGGCAAUAGGCUCACCACCUAUUACAUGGGACUUACAACAUAAAUUGUAAAAAGUGGGUGUAAAUUGUAUAGUGGCAUUACUUGUUGUAAUGUACAUGUCUGCCUACCCCUUCGGGGAUAAUGAUAAUAAAAAAAUAAAAUGUAAUAGGUUAAGCUGUGAAACUAUGUGACCUUUUCCACUGUUAGUACCUAAACUACGUAGCUGUGUUAGGAAGAUAUGCAGCAUGAGUAUAUGAUCAAGCUAUCCAUAUUAUGCAUCUUUCCAUAUAAAACACAUACCUUAGCUGAGUCUGUUUCCACCAAUGCUAAGCUAUGUGUAUCAAUGAAUAUGUUUGGUGAACGUAGCACAGCACAUCUCUGGUGGUUAGUGAAUGACUAGUGCUUUACAGAAAUAAAUCCUAGUGCGGGGCAAUGCUUUUAUACAUGGUGACUUUGAAUUCGACAUAUUCCUCUCGGAAGGUAAUAUCUCAAAAACCACCCACUUUCCGCCCAAGGACCUCAGGGCUAAUUUUGUAGGAAAUUAAUAAUUGUAUAAUCACCUCCCGAGAGGAAUACGUCGAAUUUCAAGUCACCUGUAUAAUAAAGGUAAUAUUGUCAUUAUAGAAACAUUGUCAUUAUAGAAUUUAAUGUUACUCAUGUCAUAUACAGGGUGUCCCUGAAAUCGACGUCCAACGGGCACUAGAUGAUUAGCAAGGUUCCAACUGUUAUCAGAAAAAUAUAAAAAAAAAUCUAAGUCCUACAGUUUUAAAUUACAGCGACUUAUGUGUUAUCCAUGAAAAAGUACACCCUGUGCCAGUCUUUUGACUCUUGUUGCUACAAAUCUUUAUUUUUUCGUCUGCAGUCUUCCUUACAUUAUCCUGAAUAGUGCUCCAAUAAUAUGGAAUCAUAAAUUCUUAGCCAACUGCUUUAGAUUGGAAAACAUUGUUAGUUUUAGAGGAACCAAAUACUCUGAAUAAAUUUUUCACCUUACUUUAAGUGACUGUACUGAAUAAAUUAUGUAUUGCGCUAGUAGUGGCAAAUUUCACCAAAGUUGGCGCAUUUAAUAAGGAUUCUAAAAUGGUAUAGCACUUUGCACAUUAUUUUUUAAAUUCGACACAAAAAAAGAUUUUUCAACGAAACUCGGUUUCGAUGAAUUUAUUUGAACUUACUAAUAUUUCUUCUAGUGUACUCAAAUCAUACGUUAUAACCUCGUAUGCACUAGACAACACUUUGCACGCGAUUUGUUAUCAUCAUGUUGAAAAUCAGCGAGGAUCUCUUGUCAAACAACAUUAUCUGUUUACCCGUGAUUUCGCUUGCACCUUUCGUUGGCAAUAUUAAUAGACUUACUAGAGGAACUGAUGUUGUGUAUCAUGUUUCACUAAAUAAUAUUGAAUGAUUGCAAUAUGAUGUUCAUAGUGUAUCAAACACAUUAUCAAAUGUGUAGUAAAAUCAAAAGGAACGGACGCGGCAGAUUCAUGUACACAGCAUAUCGACGCGGUAGUGGUAUGGUGUACAUGAGCCCUUACGCACAAUUACUCGUCAUGACCCCAUCAAAAAAAAAAAAGAAAUGGGUGAAUCCUCCGAUUAAGUUACGUGUUCAUGCCUUGUGAUCAAAUGCGGGAUGAAGCAUCAAAUAUUAUUUAGUUUGUCGAGAAAAAGUUAUUUGCACCGUUGCAAGGAAUUGCAGGUAAAGCAAAAAAUAAUUUAAAAAAGAAAUAAUCAACACGGCGCAAAAAAGCCAGUGCUCAGCUAAAAUACCGAAGCCCGGGUACGAUGGCUCGAGAUGCACAACACCAGUUCUUCUAGCGAUAAUAUUGCCGACGAAUGCUGCAAGCGAAAUCACGGGUAAACAGACAAUGUUGUUUGACAAGAGAUCCUCGCUGAUUUUCAACAUGAUGAUAACAAAUAGCGUGCAAAGUACUGUAGUGCAUACGAGGUUAUAACGUAUGAUUUGAGUACACUAGAAGAAUUUUUAGUAAGUUCAAAUAAAUUCAUCGAAACGGAGUUUCGUUGAAAAAUCUUUUUUUGUGUCGAAUUUAAGAAAUAAUGUGCAAAGUGCUAUACUAUUUUAGAAUCCUUAUUAAAUGCGCCAACUUUGGUGAAAUUUGCCACUACUAGCGCAAUACAUAAAUUAUUCAGUACAGUCACUUAAAGUAAGGUGAAAAAUUUAUUCAGAGUAUUU
Spodoptera frugiperda (fall armyworm) is the source of this 3880-nucleotide messenger RNA. RefSeq lists its product as uncharacterized. The coding region runs from base 101 to 850 and encodes 249 amino acids. The transcript has a single exon. NCBI's taxonomy places the organism in Eukaryota, Metazoa, Arthropoda, Insecta, Lepidoptera, Noctuidae. The record is from RefSeq and is a predicted model, not a curated record.